Topomyia yanbarensis is the source of this 1981-nucleotide messenger RNA. Its product is annotated as maltase 2-like. The coding region runs from base 153 to 1898 and encodes 581 amino acids. Gene Ontology annotation, biological process: carbohydrate metabolic process. The transcript has 3 exons. Lineage: Eukaryota; Metazoa; Arthropoda; Insecta; Diptera; Culicidae. The record is from RefSeq and is a predicted model, not a curated record.
ACCUUAGAACAGUCCUUAGUUGAAACUCACGCGCUAUUCGCCUGACUUACUGCUUUCCACCGAAUGUGACCGCCUUGAUAAUUAACCCGAUUGCUUAUAUAAAGAGCCUAUACAAGGGUCGAGGACUGAGCAGUAAGUUGUGCACUGGUGAAAUGGUCAACUGUAAAGUGGUGUUGCCUUUGUUGGCAGCUCUAGGCUACCUGCUGGUAGGUGUUACCGCCCAGCAGAAGGACUGGUGGGAGACCACCGUAUUUUAUCAAAUCUAUCCCCGAUCUUUCUACGAUUCAAAUGGCGAUGGAGUCGGUGACGUCAGAGGGGUUACCGCAAAGCUACAGUAUUUGAAGGACAGCGGACUGGAUGCAACGUGGCUUAGUCCGAUCUUCUCAUCGCCACAAGAGGACUAUGGUUACGACGUGAGCGAUUUCCUCUCGGUUGAUCCUCUGUUCGGAACGAACGCAGAUCUCGAAGAAUUAUUCGCGGAGGCGAAGAAAUUAGGAAUCAAAAUCAUUCUUGAUUUUGUACCGAAUCACACCAGCAAUCAACACGAAUGGUUCAUCAAGUCCGAGCAAAGGAUUGAGCCAUACACGGAUUAUUAUAUUUGGCACAGCGGAAGACCGAACGGAAAUGACCGUCCAUUGGUUCCGAAUAACUGGCAAUCCUUAUUCUACGGCUCGGCUUGGCAAUGGAGUGACAUCCGUCAGCAGUACUAUCUGCACCAGUUUGCCGUUGGUCAGCCGGAUCUUAACUACCGAAACGAAGCAGUGAUCAAAGAGUUUGACGACAUUCUGCGCUUCUGGAUGGCAAAAGGUGCAUCAGGAUUCCGAGUUGAUGCUGUCAAUCAUAUGUUCGAGGUUGAAGAUUUGCGCGAUGAACCCAUCAACAAUCCGGACGAUCCUUUCAGCUAUGGUUACACUCAUCACAUUUAUACGAAAGAUUUGCCGGAAACAUACGAGGUGGUGGGACGUUGGCGAAAACUCAUAGAUGACUACGUGGCCGCAAAUGGACUAGAGACUGUUAUCAUGAUGACGGAGGCGUACGCCAACUUAACCAUGACUAUGAAGUUUUACCAAUCUGAUGAUGGACGGCCGAGAGCCCAUUUCCCGUUCAAUUUCGCUAUGAUUGAAGAUCUGCACGAUUGGUCGAAUGCAUACGACUUCAAGUACAUCAUCGAUCGAUGGUUGGGAAACAUGCCGAGCGGUAAAAUCACCAACUGGGUAUUGGGCAACCAUGACAAACCCCGUUUUGCUAGUCGUUAUGGACGCGAUCGAAUCGAUGGGAUGGCACUUAUGUUGAUGACACUGCCUGGAGCUGCCGUUGUCUACAACGGUGAGGAAAUCGGUAUGGAAGACUUCCGUGAUAUGUCCUUCGAAGAUACCCGAGAUCCUCAGGGAUGCAAUCUUGGACCGAAUAACUAUAAGUGGGCUUCAAGAGAUCCUCAGCGAACGCCAUUCCAAUGGGAUAACGGGUACAAUGCCGGUUUCUCGAGUGCUGCAAAGACAUGGCUUCCAAUACAUCCACAGUACGCGGGAAAUAAUCUUCGCCAGCAACAGGAGGCAGCAACUAGCACUUACAAGUACUACGUGGCAGCCAUUAAACUGCGCAAAGAACGUGUCUUCACACAUGGUGCAUUCGAGUCGCGUGCUUUCAACGACGAAGUAUUUGGCUUCGUGCGGUACAUUCAUGAGAAUGACAACCGAUAUCUCGACCCAUACAAUGUUGUACUCAUAAACCUGUCCGGGUACUCACAGAAGAUAUAUGUACACCAUCUGUAUGAGUUUGCGAGUGAAGUUGCCACUGUCAAACUGGCUAGUAAACAGUCCAGCUACAAUGUCGGAGCUGUUGUCAGCACGGCGGGACUAACGCUGGGACCAUAUGAGGCAGUUGUGCUUGGUAAUUGAAGUCCCACAAAAAGAAGGACGAUCUAAAAAACGGUCUUGCUCGUGGUUUUUUAGCUUUCAAUAAAAUAUUUGCAAAAAGUUUA